This is a messenger RNA of Rangifer tarandus platyrhynchus (Svalbard reindeer), 498 nucleotides long. The record is from the annotation of a GenBank genome assembly. NCBI's taxonomy places the organism in Eukaryota, Metazoa, Chordata, Mammalia, Artiodactyla, Cervidae.
AUGGCUCCCAGCACCGUGGCCGUGGAGCUGCUCAGCCCCAAAGAGAAAAACCGACUACGGAAACCGGUGGUGGAGAAGAUGCGCCGCGACCGCAUCAACAGCAGCAUCGAGCAGUUGAAGCUGCUGCUGGAGCAGGAGUUCGCGCGCCACCAGCCCAACUCCAAGCUAGAGAAGGCCGACAUCCUGGAGAUGGCCGUCAGUUACCUGAAACACAGCAAAGCCUUCGCCGCCGCCGCCGCCGGCCCCAAGAGCUUGCACCAGGACUACAGCGAAGGCUACUCAUGGUGCCUGCAGGAGGCUGUGCAGUUCCUGACGCUGCACGCGGCCAGCGACACGCAGAUGAAGCUGCUGUACCAUUUCCAGCGACCCCCGGCCGCGCCCGCCGUGCCCGCUAAGGAGCCCAAGGCGCCCAGCCCUACGCCCGCGCCUGCCCCGGCCAAGGCCGCCGCUGCCGCCACUGCGCGACAGCCCGCCUGUGGCCUCUGGCGGCCUUGGUGA